Messenger RNA from Dreissena polymorpha, 4537 nucleotides. Its product is annotated as BTB/POZ domain-containing protein 17-like. Gene Ontology annotation, molecular function: protein binding. Bases 415 to 1776 code for a protein of 453 amino acids. NCBI's taxonomy places the organism in Eukaryota, Metazoa, Mollusca, Bivalvia, Myida, Dreissenidae. The record is from RefSeq and is a predicted model, not a curated record. The transcript has 3 exons.
GGGUCUUCCUACAUGACUUACCAAUCAAGUUUGAGUUUUGUUCUAGUCCAUCAAAUUUUGACGAAGUUUCAAGCCUUCCAGUCUUUUGAUUUUUGACAAAGUUACAAGCCUUGAUCUUAAAGAUUUUUUUCUAAAAUAGCUGCUUCGCGGCUACAAAGUGCAGUAGGGGACAUUGUGUAUUAUAAACAUAGCUCUCAGUGAUAUUUUUUACAAAUUUUCUCAUCUGAGUCCUGGGACUCAAUACCUUGCAAAUCUAUGAGUCCAGGAAUUAAAAGAAUGAGUCCAAAUAUUAAACGAUAUUGUUGUUUGAGAAAUUUCAAUGCAUUUUUGGGACUCACAUACUUCAAAACUUUGCAUACCUAGAGGUUUUUGUGAGUUCAGGACGCAGGCCUUGCAGAUCAUUAAUUCACAAGAAUGGCCGCCAGAUUUGUUGACAACUCCUGCGACACAACGCGGCAGCUACUGCAGCUUUAUCAAUCUGGCGACCUCUCCGACCUCAUCCUGAAAGUAGGUCAGCGUAAGUUCAAGACCCACCGUCUCAUCCUGUGUGUUGCCAGCGACGUGUUCCGCACAAUGCUGAUGAGUGAUAUGUGGCCGGAAGGGCGGAGUAGAAAAGUGGUCCUUUGUGAGGAUGCAGAAUGUGAAGCUGCUUUUGACUGCUUUUUGACGUACAUCUACAGUGGCCAAGUUGAACUGAGAAAGGACAAUGUGUUACCCCUGCUUACUUUAGCAGACAAGUACAAUGUCCCUAGAUUGGCAGCGUCCUGCAUUGACUAUAUGAAAGCAUCAUGCUGUCCAGAAACAGUCUGUAACGUUUUCUCCUGGCUACACUAUGCCAUAAUGUGUGGGUAUAGAGAAGUGGAACAGAGAUGCACUCAGUUUAUGGCAUGUAAUUUUGACAGGGUUAUCAAAACAUUUGAGUUUAGUUCUAUUGCUCCAGAGGUGUUGAAGAUGUUUCUAGAGCAUCCACAUCUGACAGUGAGCAGUGAGUAUCAUCUGUAUUUGGCAGUGAAAAGAUGGCUACUUCACUAUUUCUCACUGACAGGAAAUACAGAUGCCAAAAUGUUCCACCACUUUAUGUCACAAAUAAAUUUUCCUUUGAUGCAGUUCAGUGAAAUUCUCAAAUUAGAAAAGGAGAUCGUACCGGAAUUCGAGUCCUUCUAUCUGAAAACAGUGUUCUCAUUUCUCCGCUACCAAAAAGGUGCUGAAAAAAUCGCGCCCAAAAGUGCGCAGGAAACGUUUAAGGAGAGAGAAUGGUGCAUACCGAGAAUUUAUCCCACUGAAACCUGGAGCACAGACAUGGUAAUUGACAAUGUCUUGCAAUUGCGGGAGGGUGAAGUGAGGGGAGCAUUCUUUAGUACGCCUCUGAAUUAUGCAGAUUCGGAGCUCGGCAUGCACCAAGACUGGCAUGUGAUGUUCUACCCACGCGGGGUUGUUUACCAGUCAUGCCAGAUGAUUGGUAUCCCUAGAAACAUCAUCAAUCCGGGCGGGGAGUUUCACACAGUGAGGCUGGCUCUGUCAACUGAAUGUCAGCAACGACAAAAGUUUAAAAUCUCGGUCCUCAUAUACAGUGUCUACAGCGAUGGGCCGGAAUACGUGUAUUGCGUGAAGUCGACGGAUGCAAUAUUUGACAAGGACUGUUCGCUGUUCAAUUUUGAUGGUAUUAUUCCCUACGAUGAAGUUCUGGCAAGUCAUUCGCCCUUCAGGAUAGGUGACAGUAUUAAAAUGAAAAUUGUUAUCAGACCAUUGGCUGUUAAGACAAAUGUGGCUUCAUAAGUGGACAUGCUGAAAAUGUGUUUUAAAAGAACAUUAACAAGGCAAACUAACAGGGAAAUAUCCUUUGCUUACUUCUUUUUAAUUAUUAUGUUAUUAAAUUUUAAUGUUUAUUACCAGAGAGAAAUUGUAAAGAAAAAAUCACCUUUUUUGUUCCACUUCUUUUCGGCAUAUGAGCACUAACUUUUGUGGUCAAGAAAUGCUAGGAUAUAAGAGUAUAAUAUUCAAAAUAGCCUACUUAAGUGUUUUGGGGGUUAUACAUACAGUCAUUUUCUGUGUCUACAGUAGUGCAUUGAUCAUUUCUUAAUAUACUUUAGUAUUUAACUAACUUGUUAUUAAGUUAUAUAUUUUAUAUUAUAUAAGCAAUUCGCUGUUUUUAUUUGUUUAUGUUUAUUUAAAAAGUUCACUUGUAUAAACAAAUGUUUUGAAUAUGCAAUCGGCUUCAUGUAUAUGCACUUACUCCAUGUAUUCCAAAAAGAUAUUGUAUAUCUGUGUAGAUUUACAUAUAUGAUUUAUAUACAUGUAUAAUUGUAUAUAUAGUUGCAGUUGCUUUGUCAUUGUUACUACAACUAGAAGUGUUAUAUGCUUUACAUGUAUGUUAUUAAAAAUUUGAAAAUAUUGUCAAAGAAGCUCUAUGAGGAUAAUGUAUUCACAUUUUCUGAAGUGUAUUAUAAGUUGUUUCACCAAAACUUUGUGCUGCUAAUUAAUCAUAUGAGUCGUGUUUUGAGAAAACUGGGCAUAAUGCAUGUGUGUAAAAUGUCGUCCCAGAUUAGCCUGUGCAGUCCUUACAGGCUAAUCAGGGAAGACACUUUCAGCUUUUAUGACAUUUUUUCGUUUAAAUGAAGUCUCUACUUAGCAAAAAUCCAAUUAAGGCGGAAAGUGUCGUCCCUGAUUAGCCUGUCCGGACUGCACAGGCUAAUCUGGGACGACACUUUACGCACAUGCAUUAUGCCCAGUUUUCUCAGAACACGACUCAUAUGUUCAUACUUAUAAUAAAACCAGUUCAGAGUUUCAUAAUUAACUUCUGGCUAAAUUGAUGCAUUUUGACACACUUAUAUAAUGUUUACCCAUAAUAGUUUAAGUGAGCUGCUCUCUGACGCGGCUUUAUGCAUGUUGGUAUAGUGUUGUCCCAGAUUAUCCAGUGUAAUCUGUACCGGCUAAUUGGGACAACACUGUCUGCUUCUAUGGUAUGGUAUGGCUUUUUAGGAAAGUCUUUUUAAACAAAAAUUCAGUCUAGGCAGAAAGUUUCGUCCCCGAUAAGCCUGUUCUGAUAGGCUGGUCUGUGACUACUUUGUACUCACGUGCAUUAAGCCUCUGUUCUGAUAGGCUGGUCUGUGACUACACUGUACUCACAUGCAUUAAGCCUCUGUUCUGAUAGGCUGGUCUGUGACUACACUGUACUCACAUGCAUUAAGCCUCUGUUUUGAUAGGCUGGUCUGUGACUACACUGUACUCUGAUAGGCUGGUCUGUGACAACACUGUACUCUGAUAGGCUGGUCUGUGACUACACUGUACUCAGGUGCAUUAAGCCCUGUUUUCCCAGAGCAAUAUUCAAAUAUUGUUUUUAAAGGGUAAGUACAUGAUUGACAAUAUUUCAUUCCAUUACAGUCAUUUUUUACCAUUAUUAUAUUGUGGGUCUUGUUAUUUUGUUCUGUUUGUCAGUUGUUCAUUUUAUACUUUAUUUAUAUUAAUAUGUCUUAUGUUUUAGACACAAGUUUCAUAGAAGUUUAAAAUUGUAUAUUUUGGGGGUUUUACGAAUGCUUCUCUAAACAAAGAGUUCUUAGUUAAGGGUGUCACGUUUAAACGUUUAAACGGUCGCGUUUCGUGUUUUGCUGAAAAACGUUUACCAAAACAGUAAACGUUUAAACGACAGUCAAUAUCAAUAUAAUAAAUAUUGGGGUGCAAAUAACGCAGCCGACUAGCUGUACAAAGCGGAUGGCACAGACAUGAACGGACACUAACGGAAAAUCUUCGCUACUUUCCGAAAAUCUUACAACGUGGCAACGAAACAGUAUGCCGCCAUCUUGAAAUAUUUUAAUUGAUUGAUUAGCAAACUAAAACACCGCGGUAGCAUGUUGAAAAGCAAUAUUUUAACCAAAUUAUAUAUUGAUUACGUUUUUGCUAGUUAACUGUUUUUUUCAUUUUCUGCGGUCAAACGAUAUGCACAUUGUAUUUCAUGUGCAAAAUACGUGCAUUUGUUUCGGAGUGUCGUUUUCGGAAACAGUAUUUUUCAUCGAUUUUACAUUAUUUUCGACGUUUUUUAAAUUAUUUUUAUAGUAUGACGAAUACACAUGUGUUGAUACGGAUGGUCUGUUUUAUAAUAUUUUAUGGUUUUAAUAUGACGUCAUUGCGCGAAUGGUAUAUGCACUGAAUAUUACUUCCGGAAAUAACUAUUUUCAGUCUGGAAAUGCGAUGGUACUUAGGCUUUUUAAACGGACAAAGGGAUACCGUUUAAACGGUAACGUUUCGUUUAUUUCAUUUCGUUUAAACGUUUAGAAAAAUCUGUAAACGUGACACCCUUAGACUUCUUAGUCCAAUUUUCAUUAAAUCCUUGUUUAUGUUUGUUCUUUGUUUUAAAAUUGAGGACCUUAUUCCAUGCUAUUUUACGAUUCCUUUUAUUUGGUAUUGUUUGUUCUCAUCUUUGAUUGAAGACAUGUUUAUAUAAAUGAAGAUUGUUUCUGUUAUGGGCAUUUUACAUAUGGACAUUUGAGGUGUACAUCCUAUGUUUUUCGCGACUAUAAGCUAUAUAAAUAAAUAGCAUUUA